Messenger RNA from Neurospora tetrasperma FGSC 2508, 307 nucleotides. RefSeq lists its product as uncharacterized. Lineage: Eukaryota; Fungi; Ascomycota; Sordariomycetes; Sordariales; Sordariaceae. The record is from RefSeq and is a predicted model, not a curated record. Bases 23 to 250 code for a protein of 75 amino acids. The transcript has a single exon.
CUCAAUACACCCUCGUCCAAUAAUGACUGACUGUACAGAAGUAUAUGCUCUCGUUCGCUGUAUCCAACAGCCCGUUCUUCAAACCAUGUUGAGAGGCGAAGUUGACUGUCCUCAUGUCCCUUUUCUUCCCACCUGGCAAAUGCAUCAUUCCUUUGCAAAGAUUGCCGUGAGGCAAUACACCAUACAUAACGAGUUCAGGCCAACAAUGCUCUCAGACCGGUCCGACAUUCUUCAUAAUCCAAAGCGAUAAUCCAACAUCAGCCAAGAUUGGGACGACAGAAAGCAAAGAAAUAAGAUAUUAAACGUU